GGCGCUCCGGGAGCGCGCGUCGGAGGCGUUCUACCGAGCUUUCCCCCCGGGCUGGGCCUGGGGCUGAGCCCCGCCGGUCCGCGGCCGCCUUCUCCGCGCGCGCUGGCGGCCGGGCCCGGUGUCUGCUCGCUGAAGAGGCGGAACGAGGGCACGGAGUCUUCUGUUGAGUGCGCCGGCCCCGGUUGGCGGAGGCAACUGACGGCUGCGAGGCGCCGCGGGGAGCGGAGUGAGUGCGGGAACCCGCGGACCGAGCUGCCGUGGGCGGGUCGGCAGCCUCCCUCGCCCGCGCCGCCCGGUGCCGUGCGCUCCGGGAGCCGGACCUCCUCUCCCGGCCCGAGGCGCGGAGCCUGACCCUGCAGACACGCCUUCCGCGUUUGUUUUCUGCCCGCCUAGCCCACCUGAGACCUCAUGAGGAGAGCCCCUCUUCGGUCCUCACCCCUCCCCUUUGCAGCGUUUGUCACAGAGAGCCGUUGCGCCUUUCUUCACGCUGCCCUGCAAAAGGCAUUGCUUUAGAAAUGAGUUGCACAAUUGAGAAGGCACUUGCUGAUGCCAAAGCCCUUGUUGAAAGACUUCGGGACCAUGAUGAUGCAGCAGAAUCUCUAAUUGAGCAAACCACAGCUCUCAACAAGCGAGUAGAAGCAAUGAAGCAGUAUCAGGAAGAAAUUCAAGAACUGAAUGAAGUUGCAAGACAUCGACCACGGUCUACAUUAGUUAUGGGAAUCCAGCAAGAAAACAGACAAAUCAGAGAACUGCAACAAGAAAAUAAAGAGUUGCGCACAUCCCUGGAAGAACAUCAGUCUGCCUUGGAACUUAUAAUGAGCAAGUAUCGAGAACAAAUGUUUAGAUUGCUAAUGGCUAGCAAAAAAGAUGAUCCGGGUAUAAUAAUGAAGCUGAAAGAGCAGCACUCCAAGAUUGGCAUGGUACAUCGUAACAGCUCUGAAGGCUUCUUCCUUGCUGCACCUCGACACAUCCUUGAAGCACCUCAGCACGGACUCGAGAGGAGGCACUUGGAAGCAAAUCAGAAUGUACCCUAAAAAACAAUCAACUUGGGGUGUGGAUGGAAGGGGGGCCCAUUUAAAAAUUAUUUUACUUUGAAGUUCUGCCCCAGAGUAGAUCAGCAAAUAAAUCCAUUAAAAGAGUGCUGUGCUUUUGAUACCCCUGCCUAUUCAGUGGGAAACUUUAAAUUUGUCAUUGAUUCUCUGUGUCAUGCAUAGUCUGAUAUAUGAACUGUGUUCAGGGUCUCACUGCCAGAUCGGACUCGUAGUGUUCCACCUG
Octodon degus (degu) is the source of this 1275-nucleotide messenger RNA. It is a transcript of the gene Fgfr1op2, whose product is annotated as FGFR1 oncogene partner 2. NCBI's taxonomy places the organism in Eukaryota, Metazoa, Chordata, Mammalia, Rodentia, Octodontidae. Gene Ontology annotation, biological process: response to wounding. Bases 516 to 1034 code for a protein of 172 amino acids. The record is from RefSeq and is a predicted model, not a curated record. The transcript has 5 exons.